Molecule: messenger RNA, 1880 nt
Organism: Ochotona princeps (American pika)
Lineage: Eukaryota; Metazoa; Chordata; Mammalia; Lagomorpha; Ochotonidae
Gene: DHCR7
Product: 7-dehydrocholesterol reductase
Exons: 8
Coding region: 82-1509 (475 amino acids)
Biological process (GO): brassinosteroid biosynthetic process; cholesterol biosynthetic process
Cellular component (GO): endoplasmic reticulum membrane
Molecular function (GO): 7-dehydrocholesterol reductase activity
Source: RefSeq, a predicted model, not a curated record
UGGGCUGCCCGUCUCCCGCGCGAGGGCACAUCGGUGCCCAGUUCGGCGCGCGCUCAGGGCGGAGCGGGAGCGGAGGGCCCAAUGGCUGCCAGGUCCCAGGCCAGCACUCCCAAGGCGGAGAAGCCGGACAGUGUCAGCAAUGGCCAGCCUACGUGCCAAGGCCAGUGGGGCCGCGCCUGGGAGGUGGACUGGUUCUCCCUGGUCAGCGUCGUCUUCCUGCUGUUGUUCGCGCCCUUCAUCGUAUACUACUUCAUCAUGGCCUGUGACCAGUACAGCUGCGCCCUGACCGGCCCCCUGCUGGACGUUGCCACCGGCCGGGCCCGCCUCGCCGACAUCUGGGCCAAGACCCCGCCUGUGACGAAGACGGCCGCCCAGCUCUACACCUGCUGGGUCGCGUUCCAGGUGUUCUUAUACGUGCUGCUCCCUGACGUCUGCCAUAAGUUCCUGCCAGGCUAUGUCGGAGGCAUCCAAGAAGGGGCUGUGACCCCCGCAGGGAUCGUUAACAAGUACGAGAUCAAUGGCCUGCAAGCCUGGCUUAUCACACACCUGCUGUGGUUGGCCAAUGCCUACUUCCUGUCCUGGUUCUCACCCACCAUCAUCUUCGACAACUGGAUCCCACUGCUGUGGUGCGCCAACAUUCUUGGAUACGCCGUGUCCGUCUUCGCCAUGGUCAAGGGCUACCUCUUCCCCACCAGCGCCACUGACUGCAAGUUCACUGGCAACUUCUUCUACAACUUCAUGAUGGGCAUUGAGUUCAACCCCCGGAUUGGGAAGUGGUUUGACUUCAAGCUCUUCUUCAACGGGCGCCCAGGGAUUGUGGCCUGGACACUCAUCAACCUGUCCUUUGCGGCCAAGCAGCGGGAGCUCUACGGCCAAGUGACCAACUCCAUGGUCUUGGUCAAUGUCCUGCAGGGCAUCUAUGUGCUGGACUUCUUCUGGAAUGAGGCCUGGUAUCUCAAGACGAUCGACAUCUGCCACGACCACUUCGGCUGGUACCUGGGCUGGGGCGACUGCGUGUGGCUGCCCUACCUUUACACAUUGCAGGGACUGUACCUGGUCUACCACCCGGUGCAGCUGUCCACCCCGCACGCCGUGGGCGUCCUACUGCUGGGCCUGCUCGGCUACUACAUCUUCCGGGUGGCCAACCAUCAGAAGGACUUGUUCCGCAGCACCAAUGGGCACUGCCUGAUCUGGGGCCGCAAGCCGAAGGCCAUUGAGUGUGUCUACACGUCGGCCGAUGGGCAGAGGCACCACAGCAAGCUGCUGGUGUCCGGCUUCUGGGGCGUGGCCCGCCACUUCAACUACACGGGUGACCUCAUGGGCAGCCUGGCCUACUGCCUGGCCUGUGGUGGCGGCCACCUGCUGCCUUACUUCUACAUCAUCUACAUGACCAUCCUGCUGACCCACCGCUGCCUGCGCGACGAGCACCGCUGUGCCCACAAGUACGGCCAGGACUGGGCGCGCUACAAAGCCGCCGUGCCGUACCGCCUGCUGCCCGGAGUCUUCUAGGUGUGGGGAAGGGCGGCCCCCAACCUGCUCACAGAGCCCGGCUUCCUCACCUGUCAGAUGGGAGAGCCCACCCUAGGCAGGGGCUGGUCACCAGGAGCCACUGUGGCCCCAGCUGCCUUCUGCACCGGUGGCUCUCCACGUCUAGGUCAAGAGAGCGAUUCGUGUCCUCUCAGCCCGCUGCACACUGCCUGGACAAGCUGUUACUGCCCCCUUCAUGGGGCAUUUCCAGGCCCCACCCGCCACGGUCAGGGCCGCCCUUUCUCCUAGUCAAUGAACUUUGACAUUGGUCUAUCAGGGGUGCCCGGGGUGAAGCACUUAGCUCAUUGUGCUUGCUCUGCACCUGCGAGUGGGCAUGGAGCGUGCUGAGGGGG